This is a messenger RNA of Triticum aestivum (bread wheat), 2737 nucleotides long. Its product is annotated as pentatricopeptide repeat-containing protein At1g20300, mitochondrial. Bases 99 to 1718 code for a protein of 539 amino acids. Gene Ontology annotation, molecular function: protein binding. The record is from RefSeq and is a predicted model, not a curated record. The transcript has 2 exons. NCBI's taxonomy places the organism in Eukaryota, Viridiplantae, Streptophyta, Magnoliopsida, Poales, Poaceae.
CCUGAACCCAUCGAAAUUGACGUAGUCCGGACCGAAACCCUGAACCCUACCGCCCCCACGUCGCCGGCAACCGCGACCGAGCAGCCACCGCCGCGACGAUGGCUCUCCUCCUCAAGCGCAACCACCACCUCUCCACCACUUCCCGCCUCCUUCUCCGCCGCCUAUGCGCCACCGACCCCACCACAGAGCCGGCGCCCGACUCGCCGCCGCCACCGGCUCCCGACUCGCCACCGCCCAUGACUCCCGCGGAAGCCAAGCUCCUGGACUCGCUCCACGCGGCGAUCCUCGACCACAGCCGCGCCCACCCUUCGACCGCGCUCCCCGCCUCGCCGCCAUUCGAGCCCCUCCCCGCGCUCUCCUCCACCCUCGCCGGCCUCCUCCCUUCCCCGCCCGCGCCGCACCUCGCGCUCCAGCUCCUCGGCCGCCUCCUCGCGCUCCGCCGCGGCGUCCCGUUCCCGGAGGCCCUCACGUUCUUCCACCACGUCCUCCCGUCGCUCCCCGCGGACUCGCUCCCCGCGCUCUACGCCGCUAUGAUCGACCUGCUCGCGAAGCACCACCACUUCCCGCUCGCUCGGCACCUGCUCGACGAAAUGCGCGAGCGCUCCAUCCCCGUCUCGUCGCAGGUCAUCCUCGCCAUAAUCCGCCGCUACGUCCGGGCGGGGAUGUCUGCCGAGGCCUCCGAGCUGUUCCGUCGCAUGGAGGAGUAUGGCGCCGGGGUCCCCGACCCUGCGGUGCUCGCGUCUCUCCUUGGCGCACUGUCCAAGAAGCGCCUCGCCAGUGAGGCCCAGGCCCUGUUCGACAGCUACAAGUCGGUAUUUCCUCCUGAUGUAGUGCUCUACACGACCCUGGUGCAUGCCUGGUGUCGGGCCGGGUGUCUCGACAAGGCAGAGCAGGUGUUCGCUGAGAUGCAGCAGGCGGGGAUCAUGCCGAACGUGUACACCUACACUUCUGUGAUUGAUGCCAUGUACCGCGCGGGGCAGGUGCCCCGUGCGCAGGAGCUCCUCUGCCAGAUGAUUGACACCGGGUGUCCGCCAAACACUGCGACCUUCAACGCCAUCAUGCGGGCUCAUGUCAAGGCCGGGCGUUCUGAGCAGGUGCUGCAGGUGCACAACCAGAUGCGGCAGCUUGGUUGUGAUCCGGACAUUAUCACAUACAAUUUCUUGAUGGAGACACAUUGCGGGAAGGGGCAGAGCAACCUUGACGCAGCGAUGAAAGUGCUCGCCAAGAUGAUUGCCAAGGGGUGUAUUCCUGACUGCCACACGUUCAAUCCCAUGUUGAAGCUGGUCCUGGGGACCGGCAAUGUAGAAGCUGCACGGAAGCUGUACGAACGGAUGCAGGAGCUGCAGUGCAAGCCGAAUGUGGUGACUUAUAAUUUGCUUAUGAAGUUGUUCAAUAAGGAGAAGUCGAUGGACAUGGUGCUGAGGAUAAAGAAGGACAUGGAUGCACAAGGUGUGGAGCCAAAUGUGAACACCUAUGGAGCUCUAAUCGAGUCAUUCUGUGGGAGGGGAAACUGGAGGCGCGCUCAUGCGACGCUGAGGGAAAUGGUCGAGGAGAAAUCCCUGAAACCCACGAAACCAGUGUAUGAUAUGGUGCUGAUGCUGCUGAGGAAGGCCGGACAGCUCAGGAAGCAUGAAGAGCUUGUGGAAUCAAUGGCUGACCGGGGCUUCAUCAAGCGCCCAUCAGAGGAUGCCUUGUGGAAGGCAGUAGCUGCUUCCUAAACAUUUUUUCCCAUAUGAUCCAAAAGGACCGGGAAGUUCCAGCUAUCAGCAUGAUAAUGGAACGACGUAGUACCAGCAUCCAGUACGGAAACAAAGAGAAUAUGAGGUUCUGCUGCCGCCCAAUGCUAGCAGCAGCUAAGGAGCUAGAAGGUUCGAGUAAACAUAAAUGACAGCAUAAAUUUGUAGAACAGCACUGAGUGCUGUGCAUAGAUGGCCAGGCACAUCAGGCAAACAACGUUGAUCAGGCACAUCAACUUCACCAGCAGCUACAGGCACCAUGUUUUCUGCUUGCUUCCUUAAGUUAUUAUUGUUGUGCAAUCUUAUAAGAGUGGUAUUUUUUUUCUUUCAAAUCUGGUGUGUUGUAUCCUAGUAUAGAGUAAUAAUGUUUCCCUAGUAAUACUGAUAGAAAUUGACGUUUCGAAUUCCUACACUACAAAAUUUGAAAUAUUUCUUGUCUUCAAUCAGACGAUGACACUGCUUUUCGGCCGGCAGUAUCUGCUUCCUGGUGUCUACUAGUAUGUCUUGCUAGACUGUUAUUGAAGUGCAAUCUUGUCUGAAUUCUCAACACUAGCCACAGAUGUUUAUAAACCUCUUGGUGUCAAUCAUCCACCGACCGUACCUGAUUAAGGGCCUGUUUGGAGUCCCUCCGCUCCAAGAGGCCGCUCCCGGAGUCAGACGGAGUUCCAGUUAAAAAGUACAGAGCGAGCGGAACGGUACUCUGCAGACGGAGCGGGUGGACUGCCGAACGGCCCCUAAUUAGCCGGUUCUUCCUCCUUCUGGCAUGUUUUGGAAAGCUGUACUACACUGAUCCGGCGAAGCAAAUCAUCCAACCACCGUACCUGAUCUGAUUCUUCUUUCUUGGGUUAUGUCUGGGAAAGCUCAAAGCUGUAGUACUACACUAAUUCGGUGGAGCAAAGCAGUACCCUGUAGGCCAGUAGAGUAGGUACCAUGCAAUCUGUUUGACAUUUGCACAGGGCUUUAGGUUAGGAUGCAUCAAUCUCUGAUCUGGGUUGGUAGUG